Phalacrocorax carbo (great cormorant) is the source of this 636-nucleotide messenger RNA. Lineage: Eukaryota; Metazoa; Chordata; Aves; Suliformes; Phalacrocoracidae. The record is from RefSeq and is a predicted model, not a curated record.
AUGAGGACUGCCCUCCGUCUCCUCUUCUCUACACUGAACAAACCAAGAGAGACAGCCAAGUGGUGCAGUAUUCCACUAAUGGUGUACCACCCAGUGUUCACCUACUAUGAUCAGUACCUGGUAACAGUGCAGAACACCAUUCAGAACGUUGUAGUCGCUGUCAGGGCAAUGCUCGUUGUCUCUGUUUUGCUUACUCCCAACCCACCAUGUUGCUUGUGGGUGACUUUUGCUAUAGCUUCUGCUAUAAUUGGUCUUGCUGGUUUCGUGACGUUUUGGAACAUCAGUCUAGAUUCCAUAUCCAUGAUCAGCCUGGUAAUUUGUACAGGGUUUUCAGAUUUUUCUGCUCGUAUUACCUAUGUCUCUGUUACGAGUGGAGAGUCAUGAGCCAGUAAAAGGGCAAGCUCUGUCCCUGCUAGGUUACUUGAUAUUGCAGUUUCUACUAUGUUAGGAGUAGUUGUCCUGGCUGCAGCAAAAGCCUACAUCUUUAGGACAUUUUUCAAGAUUUUGUUUGGGGCUCUUCAGAGUCUUGUUUUUAUUCUGGUUUUAACCUUUUUUAGAAACUUUGGCAGAUCACCCCGCAAUACCAAAUCUAAAAAGCUAGAGCUUAAGUUUAGAAAUCAUAAAGAUUGUCUGUAA